CCGUGGGUAUCAUCGCAUACGCGCAUAAAUGUUGCUUGCAGGAAGGCAGACUGGGCAACUGGGAAGGUGACUGUCAAGAGCAGCGGAAAUGCGUUGCCAAGAUAAUCGAGCCUGGCAUCAAAAAUCGGAGAUGGAGUGUGGUUAACCAUUCCGCAGCUCCAGUGCAGUUUCAUGGAUGCAUGUCUUCCAUGCCUCAACACUCGUCUGUGUAGGUCGCAGCAUCUCUCGGAUCCUAAUGGCUUUUCUCAUCUGACGCGCGAGGAUUUCUGGACAACACCUCGACAGAUUUUGUAUUUACUCUAGCAUCACACAUAAAACAUAAACAUGAUUUUUAAAUCAUUCCAUAAGCGGAAAAGACUACAUACAUGUGCAGGAGUGCUAUGGCUGCAUACUUCGCUUUGGAUUUUAUGUGCCGUGUCCGGAGAAGAGCAUCGCUUCAGCGUGGAGGCUUGGCUGCAGAAGUAUGGCUAUCUCCCCCACACAGAACCUGGAAUGGCUGCGUUGCGCUCAGCGCAGACCAUGCAUUCAGCCAUUGCUGCCAUGCAACGCCUUUAUGGCCUUAAUGUCACUGGGACACUGAACAGAAACACCAUAAGCUGGAUGAGAAGGCCUCGGUGCGGAGUCCCGGACCAGCUCAGGGACGUGUCCAGUUCCGGCUCCCGGUCCCGCAAGCGGCGCUACGCCCUGACGGGCCAGAAGUGGCAGCAUGCGCACAUCACAUACAGCCUAAAGAAUUUCACACCCAAGGUGGGAAACCAAGAGACACACGCCGCCAUUCGCCGGGCGUUCGACGUGUGGCAGGGCGUGACGCCGCUGCGCUUCGAGGCAGUGCCGUACAGCGCUCUGGAGAGUGGCAAGCGAGAGGUGGACAUCACCAUCAUCUUUGCCUCAGGUUUCCAUGGCGACAGCUCCCCCUUUGACGGCGAGGGGGGCUUCCUCGCUCAUGCCUACUUCCCGGGCCCUGGCAUCGGCGGGGACACCCACUUCGACUCGGACGAGCCUUGGACCCUUGGAAACCCUAACCAUGAUGGCAAUGACCUCUUCCUGGUAGCAGUGCAUGAGUUAGGCCACGCUCUUGGACUGGAACACUCCAACGACCCCACUGCCAUCAUGGCCCCCUUUUAUCAGUACAUGGACACAGAGAGCUUCAAGCUACCGCAUGAUGAUCUACAAGGCAUUCAGAAGAUCUAUGAUACUGGAGAUAUAAUGAGGAAUUGAGGACCAUGGAUCCUGGCUACCCCAAACCCAUUACUGUUUGGAAGGGUAUCCCAGAAUCCCCACAGGGCGCCUUUGUGGACAAAGCAAAUGGAUUUACGUAUUUCUAUAAGGGGAAGGAGUAUUGGAAGUUCAACAACGAGAGGCUACGAGUAGAGCCGGGCUAUCCACGCUCCAUCCUGCGCGACUUCAUGGGCUGCGACCACAUCCCCAUCGACCCAGACACGGACUGGGCGCCGCCGCAGCAGGAGGAGCACCAGUACGACCCCGAGGACAUGGACGUCAUCAUCAAGCUAGAGAGCGCGGCCGGCGGCACUGAGAAAGCGGUGGCCAUCGCCAUCCCCUGCAUCCUGGCGCUGUGUAUGAUGGUCCUCCUCUACACCGUGUUCCGUUUCAAGAGGAAGGACACCCAGCGCCACAUACUGUACUGCAAGCGCUCUAUGCAGGAGUGGGUGUGAGAGUGGGACGGCUGCACCACGCGGAGGAGCAGAGUUGUCCAUCCAAGUGCCCCCACACACACACACACACACACACACACACACACUCCCCACACACACACACAGUCUCACCCGCCCAAUGUCCGUCCCCCAAUCCCCCUACCCCAGGUUAAGACCACCUAGCUGCUCUUGCUGAUUGGGUGUUUAGCAGCUGGCAGAGUAGUCUUGCCAUGGAAUCUUUGGGUUUAGGCUAGGUCAGGUCAUUUGGUGUGAAGACCAGGCCGUGCUGGUUGACUGUGGACAGGAAUGGGAUUCCGUCUUUUGGGAUGAAGGUGUUGGCUCUUCCUUCCAAAUACGAGGAAAAGACCUGAGUGUGCAAAGCCAUGUUGGACCUACGGCUUUCUUCAAAAUGAAACGACUACACUGACAAUAAAGAGCUGAAGACAGGACUUCUCUCUCUUCUGUACACUGUAGGUACAUCAUUUUGAGUGUGGGCUUGAGUGUCCCUCUAAAAACUGUGGAUGCAGACUGACAACUGAACCAAAUAUGACCUUACUUUCCAAAGAGGAUUGCUUUCGUUUUAUGUUUCUCUCAUCGAUGCUUAUUAUCGUCUCAUUUUAUUGUAUUUUUUUGUUUAUCUUUGCUCUUGCCUGAGGUAGUAACUGAGAGCUGGAGAUUGUAGACUGUUGAAGGAGUCUGUCAAAAACAGGUCCAAACUCUACCUGCAAUAUUUUUUGAAUGCCUUAAAUUCACAAAUUACUUUAUUCUGUGUAUAUCUCUAAGUGUAUUUAUGUAGAUUGACAUUUUGUGUCACAGUGUGUAUAUACAGUAUGCAGUGUGUGUGUGUGUGUGUGUGUGUGUGUGUGUGUGUGUGUGUGUGUGUGUGUGUGUGUGUGUGUGUGUGUGUGCGCGUGCGCGCGCAUGCUCCACAAGGUGAGCUAUUCAGAUGGAAGAUUUUACUGUAUAGGUUACCUCACCUCUGACUUGCUGUUCCUCGGAGCAGUCCAGUGGUUUAGGGUGUUAAUUAGCACACUACAAGUGCAUAAGGAUCAGCCAGGUAAUCAGUGAUCAGUAGAAUCGUAAGCACCAACACCUUUAGCCUUGUUGCCAUCUGGAGGAAAGAUAAAAGGCUUUCAUUCUCUAGUGACUCAUGAUGUUUAUUGUUCAGUCUCUUAAUGCAGAAAUAUGAUGGAGAAGUUAUUCAUCAUGGAUACAAUGCACUUGUAUAGUGCUAUGAUACAUAUACAAACAGACAAAUCCCAGUAAUUAUGCAUGAAGUCAGAUUUCAAUUGUUUCAUGCCUCAUAAUAAUUUCAUGACGAGUUGAUAAUUCAUAACUUGCUUUGUCUCGAAAGCAAAGCUGACAUAAUGGGUGUAGUGAAGAAUAGUACAAAUGACUGUUAUAGAAAAUACUGGACAGAAAAAAAACAUUCCUCAUGGUUUGUGUUUAAAUGUGAAUAGAAAGAAAUAUUAUAUUAUAAAAAUCAACUUCUCCAGGUAGAACAUACUUUUUAACGUGGGAGCAGAAUGAUAUGCACUGGUCAGUUGCCUUCCUUUAUAAAAAAUCAUUUAGCAUUUGAUAUGUUUUAGAAAAUCAAACUAACCGAUUCAUAUCAGUUUUUUUUUGUAACUCUGCAUUAUAAGACUAAAUAGAAAUAGCAAUCCUCUAACAUGAUCAUGUGCGGUGUACUUAGAAUCCAGACGUCUCUUGGUCACACACCCAAAUGAAUGUGUGAAUUUCAUUUUGUGUGUGAUGUUUACUUAUGUUUUUUGAACGUGAGGAACCUACUCCAUUUUGCCUUGCAACUCAGUGAGUACUGUACAUGUAUAUUUGAACAUGUUGUAAAUAUUUCAUGUAGUGUAGACUUGAUAUGAAUAGGUGUGUGGCAGGCUGUCAGUGGAGUAUGAGAGAAGUCUUCUGCCAUACAGACGACCUAUUCAACAUCACUGUUGACAUGUGGCAUUGCAGACAUAAUCCACAAAACUUGCUGAUGCCCUUUAUGGAUGUUGUCAUCAUUUGAUUCUGAUUUUUAUUUAUUAGACUUAGUGAAGGAUGUUUAAUGAGCCAAAAUAGUUCAAUAAAUGUCAGAUGUUAAUAUAAAA
Messenger RNA from Alosa alosa (allis shad), 3754 nucleotides. It is a transcript of the gene mmp16b, whose product is annotated as matrix metallopeptidase 16b (membrane-inserted). Gene Ontology annotation, biological process: extracellular matrix organization; collagen catabolic process; skeletal system development. Lineage: Eukaryota; Metazoa; Chordata; Actinopteri; Clupeiformes; Clupeidae. The record is from RefSeq and is a predicted model, not a curated record. Gene Ontology annotation, molecular function: metalloendopeptidase activity; zinc ion binding. Gene Ontology annotation, cellular component: extracellular matrix.